UUGGUGAUGUACGACAGCGCUAGCUGUUCGUACGCAGGUGCGCUCGAAUUAAAGGGAGCCUCCGGGGCCGGAGCCGCGGCCGCGGCCGCCGCUGGUGUAACCGCGGCCGGCGUUAAGCAGGAGAACUGGCCAUACCGCGGCCUCACUUGCGGCAGCACCUUUCAACGACUCAAAGAAAGCGUCGACAAGGCGAAACAGGCCCUCGCCGAUCGCAGUGGUUACCUGGCGGGUGCGUUUUCGCCGCCUCCGCGCGCCAACCCGUCCGCCAUUUCGCCCACCGCUUCCAUCACCGAUGCUAGCAGCUCUUAUAAGGGAGGUUGGAGCCACGCCACGUCGCCGGCACCUGGUCAGGGCUAUGGAAGCAGCUUAUCAAAGACAGCACUGGACACGCACAGCCAUCUCAGGCAGCCUGAUCCCUAUCAAAUGUUCGGGGCGACGAGCAGUCGGCUCGCAAGCUCUGGUUCCGGACAGAUACAACUCUGGCAGUUUCUACUCGAGCUUUUGUCGGAUUCAAGUAACGCCGCGUGUAUCACGUGGGAAGGAACCAAUGGUGAAUUCAAGUUGACCGAUCCCGACGAGGUGGCGAGACGAUGGGGCGAAAGGAAGUCCAAGCCUAAUAUGAAUUAUGACAAAUUGUCGAGGGCCUUGAGGUACUAUUACGACAAGAACAUCAUGACGAAGGUGCACGGCAAGAGGUACGCGUACAAGUUCGAUUUCCAGGGGCUGGCAGCCGCGACGCAGCCGGCGGCGGCCGAUCCGGCGGCGUACAAAUACCAGAGCGAGCUCUUCAUGUCCGGUUACGGUCACGCCAAGCUGAACCUGAUGCCGCCGCCGGCGGCGUCGGUCUCAGUUUCCGUUCCCGGCGGCCUCUUCCAAUCGGCAUCGAGCUACUGGUCGACGAGCCCGGGCGCCAACUUGUAUGCCGGCCAUCACACGGCCUCCGGACACGUGCCACCUCAUCUCGGCACCUAUCCGCAUUACGCAUGA
Molecule: messenger RNA, 987 nt
Organism: Cyphomyrmex costatus
Lineage: Eukaryota; Metazoa; Arthropoda; Insecta; Hymenoptera; Formicidae
Gene: Ets65A
Product: DNA-binding protein D-ETS-3
Exons: 5
Coding region: 7-987 (326 amino acids)
Biological process (GO): regulation of transcription by RNA polymerase II; cell differentiation
Cellular component (GO): nucleus
Molecular function (GO): sequence-specific DNA binding; DNA-binding transcription factor activity, RNA polymerase II-specific
Source: RefSeq, a predicted model, not a curated record